Cimex lectularius (bed bug) is the source of this 1127-nucleotide messenger RNA. RefSeq names its product palmitoyl-protein thioesterase 1 (gene Ppt1). The coding region runs from base 49 to 927 and encodes 292 amino acids. Gene Ontology annotation, molecular function: palmitoyl-(protein) hydrolase activity. Gene Ontology annotation, biological process: protein depalmitoylation; receptor-mediated endocytosis. The transcript has 5 exons. Gene Ontology annotation, cellular component: lysosome. Lineage: Eukaryota; Metazoa; Arthropoda; Insecta; Hemiptera; Cimicidae. The record is from RefSeq and is a predicted model, not a curated record.
UCCGGCAAUAUCAGCCUUUUUCAUUAUCAGUCGGCUCUCAGAUUGAAUAUGCUGAGAAUAAUUUUAAUAAUAAAUCUCUUCUCUUUUGGCUUGGGUGCCACGCCCAUUGUGCUAUGGCAUGGGAUGGGAGAUAGCUGCUGCAACCCACUGAGCCUGGGUUCUUUUGCGAAACACUUGGAGAAAUCGAUACCCGGCGUUUAUGUCAAGUCGUUGCAGCUCGGGUCGAACGUUUUCGACGAUGUCCUACACGGGUUCUUCAUGGACUCGAACGAGCAGGUGCGCCAAGCUUGCGAGAUGAUACUGAACGAUGAGCGACUCAAAGACGGUUACAACGCCAUCGGAUUUUCACAAGGGUCACAGUUCUUAAGAGCGGUUGCUCAACAAUGCGGUACAAAGAUGCAAAAUCUAAUCUCCUUCGGUGGUCAGCACCAAGGCAUCUACGGCCUCCCUAAGUGUUUCUAUCCUGAAAAACUUUGCAAUUAUAUGAGAUUAUUGCUUAAUAAAUUCGCUUACCAAAGCUGGGUUCAGAAUGAAUUCGUCCAAGCGCAGUAUUGGCACGACCCCCUCCGAGAGAAAGAGUACGUACAAGGCAGUCAUUUCUUAGCGGAAAUAAACAACGAGCGAAAUUUCAACAAAACGUACAGAAAAGGCUUGACGUCGCUCAAGAAUUUCGUCAUGGUCAAGUUUCUGAACGACACGAUGGUCGUGCCGUCUGAAUCAUCGUGGUUCGGCUUCUACACGCCCGGACAGGCAGAGAACAUCACCGCACUGAGAGAUUCGAGGCUUUACAAAGACAACAAAGAUCGUCUCGGGCUGAGGCAGAUGGAUAAAGAGGGGAAAUUGAAAUUCCUCGCUGUCGAAGGCGAUCACCUCCAUUUCAGGGUCAACUGGAUCGAAGAAAACAUCAUCAAACCUUAUCUUAAGUAAUUGAUUAAAAUUUUUAAAUAUUUCUUAUUAAAUGUUUCAUACGAAUCGGACGGUUCUGUCGUCAUUUUUGAAAUACAAUCAAGGGGGAAAAGGCAUACGGAAAAUGGAUAAACCAAAAAUAAUGUAUAUUUCUUAAGUUGUGCUUUCUUUAGUAUAAUAAAUGUGAAGAUUGAUUUCUGUCAUGAAGAAACCACAGAAAA